CGGCCUGCAAAGUGGCGAACAAGUUGCCCGCGCGUCGCCGCUCGACGCGAGCUGGAUGGCCCGCUAUAUUAACGUUCGGAUUCCGCGCAGAAGGGUGAUAUUCCACCUCGGGUGCCGAUAAGGAAACACACGACGCGACGGCGAGGGGAGACGAGACGUGCUUACUGCGGCUGCUGUAGCUACCGCUACUGCCGCUCUGCGCUGCGGAUCCUAGAUUACGCGUCCUAGUUAGCUCCUAAUGUCGGAGAGUCUGUGACGGGUAUCGGGGCCCGUCGUUCCCUGUGAAUGUGCGACGCGCUAAAUUGUCUGGAAGGUAAUUAUCGGCUCUCAGGGACGCGGACGCUUUGUCGCGCGCGUUGCGCUAGACACUUAUUUGUACGCUGAUCGUCCGAGGCAGCAAUGUGGUAAGCCAGCCGGCUAGCAAAGUGGAGUUACUGUCACGAACAGUAUUCGUCGAUGACUGAUAAAGUUGGAUAAUUAAUGGUAAGAUGGCUGCUCUCGUGCUGCUUCGAGGAGGUAUUACAUAAUACUGCGGACUCUCAGACAUACAAAGCUUAAUGGGCGCUUUUAAGGAUGUAUGUAUCGGAAAUUCGAUUGCUGCAAAUUUUAGAACAAAUGGCUCAUUCUACUCAAAUGACGUGGGUAAUGAUGGAGGAAGAAGAUCAAUUGAUGGCAGUGUGGCCGGAUGUUGUUUGCAAUCUCAUGGAUGCAACAAAAAGUUUAAAUAUUCCCGACGUUACCACGUGGAUGGCAAAAGUAUUAGAAUACAAUGUUCCAAAAGGAAAGAAAACUCGCGCUUUAACGUUAGUUUAUGCCUAUAAGCUACUAGCACCAAGUGAUCAACUUACAGAAGAAAACAUUCGUGCAGUACGGAUUUUAGCGUGGUGUGUGGAAGUGAUGCAAGCUUUUUUCCUCGUGAUCGAUGACAUCCAAGACGGAUCGUUACUUCGCCGAGGUCAACCAUGUUGGUACCGAAACAAUAAUAUAGGUUUAAUAGCAAUCAAUGAUGGCAUAAUGUUAGAGAACUCUAUUUAUUAUCUAAUUCAAAAGUACUUUAAAGGAAAAGACUACUACGUUAAUUUACUAGAAACAUUCCACGAUACUAUAUUGAAGACAUUAAUGGGCCAAUGUUUAGAUUUACUCUCUACCAAUUUAAACAAAAAGCCAAAUCUGGACUUAUUCACGAUAAAUCGAUAUAAUUCCAUUGUCGAAUAUAAAACGGCGUAUUAUUCAUUUAUUUUGCCAGUAACCGCAGCAAUGCAAUCAGCUGGAAUAAAAGACCCAGAGAUGUAUAAACAAGCAAAAACCAUUUUGUUAGAAAUGGGACAUUUAUUCCAAGUCCAAGACGACUAUUUAGAUUGCUUUGGAGAUACAGAAGUCUCUGGCAAAGAUAAUACUGAUAUACAAGAGGGGAAAUGUUCAUGGCUGGUUAUUGUAGCUCUUCAACGCGCCACUCCGGAACAGCGUAAAAUUUUAGAAGAAUGUUACGGAGAUUCAGAUCCAGAGAAAACCAAACGCGUGAAACAACUCUUCAUCGAUCUGGAUUUACCAAACAUUUAUUCCAUAUACGAAGAAGAGUCAUAUAAACUACUAAAUAUACAUAUACAACAGGUGUCAGACAAGCUUCUACAUAGUCUUUACCAGUUUUUAUUGAAGAAAAUUUACCACAGAAAAUCAUAA
Messenger RNA from Solenopsis invicta (red fire ant), 1680 nucleotides. Its product is annotated as farnesyl pyrophosphate synthase. The transcript is spliced from 8 exons. Gene Ontology annotation, biological process: trans, trans-farnesyl diphosphate biosynthetic process. The record is from RefSeq and is a predicted model, not a curated record. Gene Ontology annotation, molecular function: (2E,6E)-farnesyl diphosphate synthase activity; dimethylallyltranstransferase activity. Gene Ontology annotation, cellular component: cytoplasm. Bases 574 to 1680 code for a protein of 368 amino acids. NCBI's taxonomy places the organism in Eukaryota, Metazoa, Arthropoda, Insecta, Hymenoptera, Formicidae.